AUGUUGUCCUUCCUGGGCAUACUUUUGCUGCUAUCAGCUGCAUUGGCAGCGACCGACAACAGUUCUCUUGGAUCAACUUCGGAGUACUCUACAAAAGUCUAUAAUGUCUCCGCGGCGACAACAACGUUAACCUACGAGUAUUCGAAUGAGGAAUUGGCAAUGCUGUGGAACCAGGUGGGGGCGAUUAAGACUGGCCCAAUCACCACAACAGUUUCACCAACUCCCGAGCCCAGCUCUUAUCCCAGACCCGGGGCAUUUCAUCCAUUGGUCCCAUCAUACGAACCUUCUCUGGCAGCUGCGAAGCUACCAACCAAUUUUCAGUGGGGUCUAGCUGCUAGCGCAUAUCAGAUCGAAGGAGCCGCAAAAGACGAGGGUAAAGGACCGUCAAUUUGGGAUCUGAUUGCACACCGAGAUUAUGGGGCUGUUGCGGAUAACUCAACCGGUGAUGUGGUCGGAAGUCACUACUAUUUAUACAAGCAGGACUUUGCACGUCUGGCUAGCUUGGGGGUGCCUUAUUUCUCCCCAUCUUUCUCUUGGCCGAGGUUUUUCUCUUUCGGCAACGGACCGGUCAAUCACGAAGGUGUAGCACACUAUGAUGAUGUUGUUGCUAGUUUGAUUGACGCGGGAAUCGAGCCAAUUGUUGUCCUUUUCCACUGGGAUACACCCCUCGCACUCUUCAAUUCGUAUGGUGCUUGGACAGACCCCCAAAUCGUUGAAGAUUAUUUCAACUAUGCAAAGUUUGUGAUCAACAGGUAUGAUAAAUAUGUAUCAACUUGGUAUACCUUCAACGAACCUCAAUACUGCAACUGGCAGUAUUCCUACUAUCCCGCUGGCAAUGAUAAAGGUAACUACCCAGCCUACAACAACAUAAGCGGUGGCCUCGAAGCGCCAAAAUGGUACCACGAAGAAUUCUACGGCGCCGGCCGCAUCUCCUUCAAGAACUCCGGCAAUUACUACGAGCCGGAAAACAAAACCUCGGCAGCGGACAUUGAUGCCGUGGCCCGGCAGUACGAGUUUGCGCUUGGCUGGUUUAAUGGGUGCUGGCGCGAUGGCGAUUACUCAGAUAUGUUGAAGGAGACGCUUGGUGAUUUGCUGCCGGCUUUCACGCAGGAGGAGAAGGAUAUGAUCAAGGGCUCUUGUGAUUUCUUUGCUAUUGAUGCGUACACUGGGUACCUAGGCAUAGGCAUCGAGGGCGGCUCUGCAGCCUGUGCUGCUGAUCCUAGCAAUCCUAAUUAUCCCGAGUGCGCGGGUAGUUCGAUCCUCGCUGCUGAUGGGUUCCCGCUGGGGCCGAAUGCGGAUUAUGCUAUGAGUUGGCUGUACAGCACUCCUGUUGCUAUCAGAAGAUUCUUGAGCGUCAUUACAAAGGAAUUAUUCCCAGCUGUUCCCGGUAUCGUGGUCAGUGAGUUUGGAUUUGCGGAACCGAGAGAGGGCGAGGAGACGAGUUUGAGUAAUAUCCUUUGGGAUUUGAGGAGGGCCGAUUAUUACCAGGGCUUCUUGGGUAAUAUCCUUGCCGCGAUUGUUGAAGAUAACGUAAACGUAACAGGAGCCUUUGGAUGGGCAAUUUUCGACAACUUUGAAUGGUUCUCUGGAAGCCGAGUGAAAUUCGGUCUUCAAUACCUGAACCAGACUUCUAUGGAACGUAUACCGAAAGCUAGCAUGUUCCAGUUUUUGGAUUGGUUCAAGACUCACGACGGUUCCGCACCUAGCAAUAAUACUUCGGGCGUAAACGGGACUUAUGCUAAGGCGAUUCCUCGCCCUUGA
This is a messenger RNA of Lachnellula hyalina, 1761 nucleotides long. It is a transcript of the gene BGLU34, whose product is annotated as Beta-glucosidase. Gene Ontology annotation, molecular function: beta-glucosidase activity. The transcript is spliced from 7 exons. The record is from RefSeq and is a predicted model, not a curated record. Gene Ontology annotation, biological process: carbohydrate metabolic process. Bases 1 to 1761 code for a protein of 586 amino acids. NCBI's taxonomy places the organism in Eukaryota, Fungi, Ascomycota, Leotiomycetes, Helotiales, Lachnaceae.